AAAAAAAUUAAAACAAAUAUGGCUGAGAGUACUCAAGAGGAGUUGAACGGUUUCACUGAGCAACCCAUAUCUCAAGCAAGAGUAGUUGUUUGCAAAUACUCUGCUAUACAAAACAGUAUUUCUGAGGGGAAAGAUGAUAUUGCUUGUGUUGAUUCGGAGAAGUUCAAGGAAAUUAUGAAUCAAAUUGAAAACUCUCAUAAUGAAGUAAAAAAGCCAAGAGAGCAAGUUGCAGAUGCAGAGGCAUUGUUUGAUCUCACCAGAACUUUGGUGGCUUCAGUUAGAUCACAUUCUGCUGAUGAUGUUACACCUUAUAUAUUCAUUUCCUCUUUGCUCGAAGCCUUCGGGCCACAAAGUGCAAAACAUCAAAAAGGGCUCUCUCCAAAUGAAGAUACUGUAGGUUGGAAGAAACUUGGGCUUGCUGUUUCACCAAUUUUUAGGAAUGGAAGAGGUUGCCACACAAUGAUUGGACCCAUGAACUGUGAAGUUAAGCAACGUAAGUAUACUAUACGUAAACCACACACAAGGGUUUACUUGCAUGCUCAACCUCAAGAGCUUGACGUUAUGGAGGAGAAAACAGAUACAGACAGCAACAUAUCAACUAUGUUUCAAAUCCUAAGGGAGAAGAAGAGAGUUAAGCUUGAGUAUCUCAUAGUGAACAGAAAAUCUUUUGCGCAAAGCAUUGAGAAUUUAUUUGCGCUAUCUUUUCUAGUGAAAGAUGGACGGGUUGUCAUAGAUGUCGAUGAAAAUGGAUCUCACUUUCUUUCUCCAAGGAAUGGUCCUGAUGCCAAUUUAGUUAAGUCUGGUGAAGUUAAAUACAGCCACUUCGUCUUCAGAUUAGAUUUUGCUGAUUGGGAGCUGAUGAAGAAUGCAGUACCAGAAGGAGAAGAGCUGAUGCCAAACAGGAACAUAUUGGUGAAUCCAGUCUUUACUGAAGCUAAUGAACCAAACAGAGAGAUAUUGGUUAAUCCAGUCAUUACUGAGGCUAAUAAGCGAGUUGCGAUGGAUAAUUGUCAACGAAUGUUACCUAUCACUUGGGUCAAGAAAUUGUCAAGGAACCGAGGCAAGGUAUUACACAAAGCUUCAGAAGUUGAUAGUAACUCCCCUGAAAUUGGUGAUGCCAGCAUUGGCAGUGGCAGCCUGAAGAGGAAGCUGCUAUGAGAUGUAGCUAUAAGUUAAACCUUUAACUCUCCAUUGGUUGUGAACAUGAUUGUAUAUUUUAAUUAGGCUAUUUUUGAAUGUGUAAAGCAACUGGAUCUGAGACUUCCCAUAUAUUUACUAUAUUAAGUUCUAUCAUUAAUGCUUUAA
Solanum pennellii is the source of this 1305-nucleotide messenger RNA. Its product is annotated as non-structural maintenance of chromosomes element 4 homolog A-like. The transcript has 7 exons. Gene Ontology annotation, biological process: DNA repair. Lineage: Eukaryota; Viridiplantae; Streptophyta; Magnoliopsida; Solanales; Solanaceae. The coding region runs from base 19 to 1158 and encodes 379 amino acids. Gene Ontology annotation, cellular component: nucleus; Smc5-Smc6 complex. The record is from RefSeq and is a predicted model, not a curated record.